AUGAAUCUUAAACUUCUGUCUCUCGCUGCCCUUGUCGGCUUGUCCAUGGCCAGCCCCGUGGAUCUUGACGUGCGCCAGCUUGGGGGAAGCAGUGGUGACGACCUUCGCAAAGGCGAAUGCCAGCCCGUCACCUUUAUCUUCGCCCGUGCCUCCACCGAGCCGGGCCUUCUAGGCAUAUCGACAGGUCCCGCAGUCUGCAACAACCUCAAGAAAUCUGGGAAAGUAGCAUGUCAAGGUGUUGGACCCAAAUACACUGCUGGGCUGGCUGAGAAUGCCUUGCCCCAGGGAACUUCAAGUGCGGCCAUCAAGGAAGCCCAAAGUCUGUUCGAGAUGGCUGCUUCCAAUUGCCCUGAUACCCAGAUCGUGGCUGGUGGAUACAGUCAAGGAACAGCCGUCAUGCACGGCGCGAUCCCUGACCUCUCGGACGAGAUCAAAGACAAGAUCAAGGGCGUGGUGCUCUUCGGCGACACCCGCAAGAAGCAGGAUGGCGGGCAGAUCAAAGACUUCCCCGAGGAUAAGAUCAAGAUCUACUGUGCUGCUGGAGAUCUCGUUUGCGAUGGCACGUUGAUCAUUACCGCCGCGCACUUUACCUAUACCAUAAACACUGGUGAUGCUGCGAGAUGGCUCGAGGGCAAGCUCGGUAACUAA
Molecule: messenger RNA, 648 nt
Organism: Aspergillus puulaauensis
Lineage: Eukaryota; Fungi; Ascomycota; Eurotiomycetes; Eurotiales; Aspergillaceae
Product: cutinase family protein
Exons: 3
Coding region: 1-648 (215 amino acids)
Biological process (GO): carbohydrate catabolic process
Cellular component (GO): extracellular region
Molecular function (GO): cutinase activity
Source: RefSeq, a predicted model, not a curated record